This is a messenger RNA of Drosophila takahashii, 5259 nucleotides long. RefSeq names its product zinc finger protein 91. Gene Ontology annotation, biological process: regulation of gene expression. Lineage: Eukaryota; Metazoa; Arthropoda; Insecta; Diptera; Drosophilidae. Gene Ontology annotation, molecular function: zinc ion binding. Gene Ontology annotation, cellular component: nucleus. The record is from RefSeq and is a predicted model, not a curated record.
CAACGGUCAUACUAAAAAGGCUCUUGUUGCAUUCGCUUGAUUUUCGGAUUUGUUAUUAUUUAUUAUUUAAUUAAUGCAUAAUGUGUAAAGGAAGUUUAUAGUCGACUGUGUGCCAAUAUGCUUCCCCCGGACAUUUGUCGCACCUGUGGGUUGCAAAAUGGUCAGUUGGUAGCUUUGUCCACCUCCCUAGACAGAGACGCCUCCAAAAGUUACUACGAAGUGCUCCAGGAACUGACGCAAAUCGAUGCACCGCUGGAGAGCUCCGAUGAUAAUCUGCCGCAGCAUCUGUGCGCCGAUUGCUGGACGAGAUUGCAGAAUGCCCAUGCCUUCGUGGAGCAGGCCAAAAGGGUCAGUGGAGAACUCCUAGCUCGGCUGAGGGAAUGUCUGGAUGAAAUGCCCAUCGACAUUCCGCAGGAGGAGCAGAACAUAAAGACCGAGGUGGACCUCGAUGAUGAGGGCACCAAGUGCGAGGAUGUGGAUGUGGAAUCCACUGGACUAGCAACUCUGGAGCUCAAAUGGCAGCCGGAGAGUGGCAGCGAUGAGGAAUUCCUUGAUGCAGCGGAGAGCGUUGAAGAUGAAGUGGACAAGAAGACCUAUCAUCUGCGUCGAAGUUCCCGGAAGGUCAAGCAGCCAGUGGAAAGCGAAGAUGAGGACUUUAAACCACCUGAACCUGAACCAUCGCCCGUCAAGCGGCGGCGAGGACGUCCACCUGGUCCAGCUAGAAGCACAUCGAUGACCACCGAUGGCCGCCACGCGUGCGAGGUGUGCGGAAAGACCUUCUCCUGGUACCGCGACAUGCAGCGCCACGCCAGGAUGCACUUCGAGCAGGCCUCGUUCGUGUGCGACACCUGCGGCAAGGGAUUCCUGCGCAAGGACAAGUACAUGUUCCACCUGCGCUGUCACAAGAAGCGCGAGGCCAAGUGGAAGGCUCUCCAGGUGGGCAAGGAGUGGCGCUUCGCCGAGCGUCUCUACAGCUCCGGCAGGUUGAAGAAAAUCGACUGCAAGCUGUGCGGUUUGAGUUGCCAGCGAAUGGAGGAACUUCGCAGUCACAUUAAGAGUCAUAUAAACGUCGAGAGCUUGGGCAAUUUGAGAAAGGAUAGCGAUGUGGUCAGGGAGCACUUCCCUGGCUUUCCCUGCGACCUGGACACUAUCAAGCAACAGAUCUGCGACGAAAUAGCCGAAGGGCAUUCUGAGAAGUUUGCCUGCAUUGUGAAUUUCCACGGAUAUGAGUUGGAACUCAGUGACUCUGAUGAAGAGUGUGACAGCAAAGAGUCCAAAUAUAAUUGCAUUGCGUGCAAUCUGUUUUUCACUCGGAAAUAUCGCUUGAUUAAGCACACACUGGAGGAGCACUCGCAAUCCAACGCUUCAAACCUUCCCUGGCAGCGCUGCAGUUCCUGUAAAGUGGGUUUCCUGUGCCCGACGCUUUUCAGCCAACACUUGAGCCACCAUUGCCACAGCAAAACAAAGCGAUACCGCUGCCGCAAGUGUCCGGGGAAGUUUAUGUGGCCGGACAACCUGCUAAACCACGCGUGCUCACAUCGCCGCGACGAGGACAAGACGAUACCCAAGCAGAUAUUGUGCUCCCUGUGCGAUGCUGCGCUGCCGAGUCUGCCUCAACUUCGCAUUCACUUGACCACUCACCAGCAUGACUUGAAUGGCAUUAGUCCGGAGUACAAUUCCUCCUUCUUUCGCUCCUUUUAUCCCGAUGGAUUGGACUGCACGGCCUCGGAUCUUGCGGCUCGCAUAGCUGAGGACUUUGAGAUUCAGGAGUUUGAUCGCUACUACAGCGUCUGUACGGAAAGUGGACAAGAGCUGGAUCUUUUUGAUUCCGAAACCGAGCAGAGCGAUGAGGAGACCAACAAGACACACACUUGUCUGCUAUGCGGAGAGGUGGCGACUACACUGACUGUUCUUAUGGAGCACCAAAAGACGCUGCAUGCGGACGGUGCCACCGAUCUUCCCUGUCCCUGCGAAAAUUGUGGAGCCCGAUUUGUCAGCAAGGCAUUGCUGCAACAGCACCGCAGGCAUCGGUGCGCCAAGAAACACUCUCGUUUCCACUGCCAGAGUUGCGGUGUGCGAUUCGUGUGGCAGUCCAACUAUGAGCGCCACCUGAAGUCGCACCACAACAGAAAUGAAGACCAAGAACUGGCCACCAAGUUGCAGUGCGACGAAUGCGAUAAGGUGUUCAUCUGGCACAAGGAUCUAAACCGUCACAAGCGAACCCAUCAACCGCAGUCGGCAGCCCAGUUCGACUGUCCCCAUUGCCAGCGCAGGUUUCACCGCAAGGAUAACCUCAAGUCCCACCUAAAAGUUCAUGCGGGAGAACCGGCUCAAGUAAGGGAGCGGUGUACAGUGCCUUACGCUGCCCAAGGACUACUGACCUUGUCCCGGCUUAGUCGUCCUCAUGGCUGCAAGUUGAUUCAGUGCAUGAUCUGCCUCUCGCGCCACUCGAAGAUCAGUGAUCUGAGGACUCACAUGGGCGCCCAUCAAUACGGAUUAAGUUUCACCGAAGGGAGGGAUAUUCCCAGUGCCUCGAAGGCUUUUUACCCCGAACUAGAAACUGCCUUGGAAAGAAACGAACUUGCCGAGAGGAUUAUGGCUGAUGUGGAAAGGGGAUUCGAGUUGGAUCGAUUUGUUUCCAUCACAAGUGAGGCUGGCCUAGAACUGAGUCUCGACAGCAGUGAAACUGAUACUGAGUCCGAGCAAGAGGAGGAUAAAUCAGCUCGCAGCUAUGCCUGCAAUCUGUGUGCAGCGGUUGUGAGGAGAAAGCAUCAGUUGUAUGCCCACCAGCUGGCCGAGCACAAAUGGGAGGAAGCGUCCCUUGUGUGCUGCCAUUGCCAGGCCAGGUUCGUCAACGAAUCUCUGCUCGAUCAUCACUCCCGGACGCUCUGUCAUAAUGCGCAGAAGUUGUUUCAGUGUCGCAAGUGUCCGCUGCGCUUCCGCUGGCGGGAGAAUCUCAAGAUCCACAUGGAGCUGUUCCAUCAGCAAGCCGAAAUUGCGGCCCCCGAUGAAUCCCCUCAAGCGGAUGGGGAUCUGCAGUGCGGAAAGUGCCAGCGCAGCUUCAAGAUGCAGAAGGAUCUCACGCGUCAUACACUCAUGCACGGCCAGGAGUCGAACAUCUUCCGGUGCCGUUGGUGUGCACGUCGCUUCUAUCGCAGGGCCAAUCUGCUGCAGCAUAUCGCACGGCAUGGCAUAAGUGUAAGCCAAUUGCCCUAUGCUGAGGCCAUCCUGGAGUCGUACGGGAAUCCCGGAGGUCACAAGAAGGUGGAGUGCCGGGUGUGCAGCCUGAGCUUUCCCACAAUCGCGGCGUUGCGCUUGCAUUUGGAAACAAUGCCCACAGGAAGUCACCACGACCUCCACUCACUUCAAAACUACUCGAUUACCAGCCAGUUGGGCUACGAGAUGGAUCUGGAUGAUUCGGAGACUGAUGAUGGUGACGCUAGCAGGCAUACAAAACCACCUUACACCUGUGGCAUGUGCCAACUGAGGUGUUCGCGGAAGUACGAGCUAUAUCAGCACCAGCAGGCCAUGCACCGGCUGGAGAAGAUCCCCGACGGCUGUGACAGGUGCAUCUUCAAGAGCGUCUGUCCGGAAAUCAUUGCCCAUCAUAAGAGGACGCAGUGCGAGAACCGGGAAAAGCAAUUCACCUGCACUCGCUGCGGCUUUAAGUUCAUGUGGGAAUCCAAUCUGUUGCAGCACAUGCAGUUGCAGCAUGAAAAGGUGGAGGAUCAAGAUCUCGAUGAAUCCAAGGAGGCGUCUGGCGAUGAACCAAAAGCCGAGUGCCAGGUCUUCAAGUGCGGCCUUUGUACGAGGAAAUACAACCGCAAGGAUCGGCUCACGGCGCACUUGAAGAAGUUCCAUGGUCCCGAUGGCCAGGGCCCCGGUCAAGCGAAGGUCUCGAAUAGAUCCACAUCGCCCAAGGAACCGAAGCGCUUCCUGUGUGCCUUUUGCGGCAAGGCGGUCAGUUCGUCGUCCAAUCUGAUCAUCCACAUGCGCCGCCACACCGGGGAGAAGCCCUUCAAGUGCGAUUAUUGCCCCAUGGCCUUCCCCCGAUCCUCUGACCUCCAGUGCCACCGUCGGACGCACACCGGCGAACGUCCGCAUGUGUGCACCGUCUGCCAGAAGGGAUUCGCCCGCUCGUACAAGCUGCAGCAGCACAUGCGCAUCCACAGCGGGGAGCGUCCCUACAAGUGCACCUAUUGCGAGAAGAGCUUCACGCAGUCCAACGACCUGACUCUCCACAUCCGCCGGCACACAGGCGAGCGGCCCUACCAGUGCGGCGUCUGCGGGGAGCGUUUUAUCCAGGGCACCGCCCUCAAGAACCAUCGGAUGCAGCAGGGCCACUACGAGGAUGGCCAGGAGUUGGGCGAGCCCACGAGGCGCACGGUUCUGGAGCAGUUUAGUGUGUAAAAUAAGGAAUAAAAUAACUCCCUAUUGUAAUCGUAAAAUUGAAACAAAUUUAUUUUUAAUUUCUUUGAUAUAAACGAAAUUUAAAUAUUUAAGUAUAUUGUUUCAUUAUAUAAUAGCAUUUCAGGUUUAAGGAAGCGUUAAAAUGUAUUUUUGAAAUGUUUAAGUUUAAACAAUUAAAUCAAUGUCAUGAUUCAUAUAGAUGAAUAUAAGUAGAUAAGUAAUUCGCUAUUUAUAACUAUUCACUGUCAUGCGUCAUAUAGAAGAAUGAAUCUAAAUGAAUGUAAGUAACUUUUUCGCUACCUAUAACUAUUCACUGCCAUGCUUCAUAUUGAUGUAUGGGUAUAAAUGAGUGUAAGUAACUAUUUAUAAAGUAGCGAAAUAGGGAAAUAGUUACUUACUUUGCAGCGUCUUUCCAAGGGGAGAAGUACUUUCGAUGAAGCCACAUACCAUUUUAUUGGCAAUUCUGAUUGUCGCACUUUUGAACAGAACUUUCGGAAAUGAUCAGAGUCAGAUGUUCGGCUGGCCAAAAGAAGGCGAUGUUAUAUACAAAAUAGAGGUAAAGGAAGAAUGGAGGUUCCUGCAAGUUCUUAUGCAUAAUGUAACAUUAAGGUUUAAAAACCUGGUCAAUUGUGUUAAAUUGUAUGAUAGGUUACAAAAUGACGUUGAGGUCACGAUCAGUAAAGAACCCCCUUUUCAUGAAUCAACCCUCACUUUUACUUCGCAAUCUAGUCGAGGUAUACAUUUUGACAUGGAUGUCUACCAUGAGAACAAAUUCAAAGAAGAAUAAAUUAAAGAAAGAAACUAAAUAAAAGCAGAGCUGUAUAAAAAUUGUAUGUGUGCAGACAAAAA